CUGGUUGUUUGAUACAAAGUCUUGAGAGGAAACGACCGGUAUAAAAACGGGUGCAGGUUUGUGCAAUUCCUCAAGAAACUCCAGUUCGAGAAGGCGGUAGUGUCUCUCCACCGGCUUGCAUCGCACUUCUACACGAUUUCAGUCUGUCAGCUUACUCUCGGCUCAACAUCAUUUCCAACGAUGCUGAUAAAGUGUCUCCUCCUUGCACUUCUCGCCAUAAUCGCAACGCGCGCUCUUUCACUUCCGCAAGAAGAUGAUUCAGCAGACAUGGUUUACUUGAGCAGUCCAAUUAUAAUGGUACGGGAGAAACGGUCAGCAUAUCCUGGCAGAGCGAUGAUGUUCCACGGAUAUUUCGGCAACGGGGGCCACCCUUACCGCAACCCCGCGACGCCCCAUGAAGGUUACGACAGACACAACGGUAGAUCGUACGAUCCUCAGGGUACCAUGACUGCAUUUGCUUCAGGAGACACGGUAUCAACUGGCUCAGCCUAUUAUGGCAACAGAGGUGGGUCUGAUUGCAGGCAUUGUAACGGCGCAAAGAAACCCGACGACGCUAACGGCAAUAAGAAGAAAGGUAACGGCCAUGUUAACGGAAACGGAAACAGACAUUCCAUAAAUGGUAACGGAUUCCACCAACAUGAAGUUCCUAGUGACACACCAGCCCCUAGCAACAACCCUAUUGAUGGAAACGAGGAACAGAAACCCGUUGGGGGAUACGACGUUGGUUACCCAAAUGACAACGGAAAUGGUUACUUUGGGGAUCAGCCGGCCGCUGAAGAAACUGCAAAGGGAGAAUCUGUUCCACCUUCAGCGCCAACUUUUCCAGCUGCUACAGAGGGUCCCAAGAAAGGUCCCGCGGCUGACGACUCCGAAGAAGAGGAAGAGGAUGACGAACCAUUGUUCUUUACCCGCGGCAAGGGGAAGGGAAGGGGGAGGAACCAAGUCCCGUAUUACAACUCGUUCUUCCCCAUAGUGUUCGGGGCGUACCCUGGUUAUGGGGUUGGAAGAAAUCGUGACCCUGAAGACGGUGAUGCCAACAGCCCUGGAGUAGUCACUGCCAUUGCAAACAGCUUCAGCACAGGGCGAGGCGCUGUUGCCACAAGUCAUGCUACUGCAUACGGGAGACCCCAGUUCGUACCUUCGGGGUACAGAAAGAAUGGAUCGAGAGGACGUCCCCAGUGACAACGGUCGCUGGAAACAAGAAAAUUGUUCUUGGGGCCGAACAAGGCCUCCGGUGUUAUUUUACUGUUCAAAGAAAAGAGAAGACAUGGAGGAUGAACAUUUGAAACCCUCCUCUGGAGGACAUACUUAUUACCGUUCAUUACUUGACAGAAUUAGAUCAGUUUACGUACUAUUACCUCAUGAGAAUCAAUGUGAAUCAUCGGAGGUGAUGAAACAGUGUUAUUGUUUUGCAGUUCAAGGCAAAAUAAAGACCUCGUUCUUAACUCCAAAUAUAUCUUAUAAAACAAAUCGUACUAUUCUGUUGGAAAAUUAAACAGGAAUAAACCACAAAGUCACUCAA
Molecule: messenger RNA, 1522 nt
Organism: Zootermopsis nevadensis
Lineage: Eukaryota; Metazoa; Arthropoda; Insecta; Blattodea; Termopsidae
Source: RefSeq, a predicted model, not a curated record